UUAAAACUGCUGAAGGUAAGAAGAGCGCAAAAGGACCUGUGGCCAUGAGGGGUGGUAAGCUGCUCCUUACAGUUGCCGUUACGGCUGUACUUCUGUUACAACUUGCACUUCGCCAUGGUCAACUGAGCGUCUGGCGACCUGGCGUCAACAAAAUUAUGCAGCCGCCAUGGUCUUGGCUGGACAGCACCGAGAACCCGCCACUAGAAGCCUGCACCAGCCACACCGACGACCACGCACGCAUUGCGUCGCACAUUAUCUCCUUUGGCAUCGGUACUGAACGACAUGUUAAACAACCUCUAGAGGAAGAAUUUGAACGUUGGCACAGUGUCCUCCUGCAGGGGUGUAACAAAUAUGAGCCUCGGAUCGCCAAUCCCCUCCUGAACUGGCGGACAGCAAUCAAAUAUGUACUGCCGGAGCUUUUCUCGCUGUUUAAGUCGCCUAAGUCCAUGCAGGCUGAAUCUCCUGCGAUAAGGGAAUUCAUCGGACGCGUGGAGAACAAGACUGCAUCGGCUUCUCGGCCUCUCAGCGCAGUGGCGGUGAGACAACCGCUGGCCAAACUCGCCUCCGCCUACAGAGACAAGAUCAUGGACGGGAAAGCACUCUUUGAAUAUGACGAUGACUGGCUGCCUGCACUCAUCUCCCAUCAUCUGCAUCGAAAUCGAGAGUUCAACCAAUCGUUAAGCAGGAUCAAGAAAGCAUACCAAGUGUAUAUGGAUAACUAUGUAAGCCCGUCGGGUGCUCUCUUGGCCAAGCCAUCACAAGAGGAAAUUAAGUUUUACGGUGUAGAAGAAAUGGAAAAUGCCUACCUCAUGAUAAAUAAGGUUGAUGUUUUCAAGAAAUUUGUUAAUGCCUACAACUUAAUCAACCCGGUACAACAGUUCUGGAACACUUCGUUCACUUUCAACCAAUUCCUGCGUCACGUGGGCUGGACCCAUGACAUGGCCAUGCCCGAUGAACACACAGAGAUGUGUUAUCAUUGCCGGAUGAGGUCCGACUACAUCCUCAAGCUGGAGACGAUCCAAAAAGAGAUACAACACUGGUUCUGCGGGAUGCUGGGCUUCCCGGAUGAGGUCAGCUUCCCGGUGAAGCACCAGAGCUACGCCCACCGCCUUAGCCGUUCUGACUGGGAGUACUACGCGAACGUGAGCAGCGAGAUGAUGCACCAACUCUUCGAUGUUUACAAGCACGACUUCGCGAUUUUCGAGAACAGUCGUGACUUGUAGUAUAAGAUACUGAGAUGGAAAGGAGUUUGCUUUGUUUACGAAAUAGUUUUAUUAGUAAUAUUGCUAUAUUUGCUACUAUAUAUUAGAUUUUCUGUAUAGC
Eriocheir sinensis (Chinese mitten crab) is the source of this 1323-nucleotide messenger RNA. RefSeq lists its product as uncharacterized. The transcript has 4 exons. The record is from RefSeq and is a predicted model, not a curated record. Gene Ontology annotation, biological process: carbohydrate biosynthetic process. The coding region runs from base 45 to 1223 and encodes 392 amino acids. NCBI's taxonomy places the organism in Eukaryota, Metazoa, Arthropoda, Malacostraca, Decapoda, Varunidae. Gene Ontology annotation, molecular function: sulfotransferase activity. Gene Ontology annotation, cellular component: membrane.